CGGUCUUUUCCUCCUCCCACCUCUUACGGCUGUCAAAAUCCGGACUCAGGACUUCCUAAAGGCCCGGAACGAAGCUUUGCGCAUGCUCAGCAUCAGCCCGGGUGCUUAAUACACACGUGCUUGUGGCCUAUCACGGCGCCUGCGCGGUCGCAGCCUGCAGUUCGCCCUUAGGACAGACGCCUGUCGCACCUUGACUCCCGCUGUCCGCUCGAGCCGGUCAGUGCUCAGUGUCUUGUGUACAUCCUUGCAAGCGACGGCGCCAUGAGUAUGACUUCCAGCGUACGAGAUUGAAAAACAAUUUAGAUCUUUUGAUUUGGGGGAAGAUGACCAUGACUUUUCUCAGUUAAAGUUGCCAGUGGCAUCCAUAGCUUUUUGCCAGAAAAGACUGAUUCAGGCUACAGCAAUGAAAUGAUAAAACAGCAACAUUUUUCUUAUUCUGGGAACUUUUACAUUUGUCUCUGAUGAGUCCACUCCAUGCUGGGAAUAGACAACUCUCCUCUGAGGCUGAGGCUAACCAGACUAUGCAGAACUCUCUCCUCUCCAAAAUUCUCUGGAACUGGGCUGAAUGGAUUGCAGCGGUUACCAUUGCUGCUGGGACAGCUGCAGUUGGUUAUCUAGCUUACAAAAGAUUUUAUGUCAAAGAUCAUCGCAACAAAUCUAUGGUAAACCCUCACAUCCAGAAAGACAACCCCAAGGUAGUACAUGCUUUUGACAUGGAGGAUUUGGGAGAUAAAGCUGUGUACUGCCGUUGUUGGAGGUCCAAGAAGUUCUUCCAACCUGUCACAGAUGAGCAGAAGUCAAUUUCUGUCAAGACCUGCUUCUUCAAGUGCUAUUUCAAAAGUUGUUUUCAUUUCCCUUCCAGAGAAGAGCAUUGUGAUCAUCACUUAAAGCAACCUCAUCCCUUUCUCAUUUAAUACUGUUUCUCAGGAUCCACCAGGAAGCUGCUUCUAGCACAGACACUGAAACAAUAUUGACUUUCCAUUGCUGGUUACUGCUUCUAUCCUGACCCUGAACGCCACCUAGUGUAGACUCUCUGGUAAUGAGAAUAUUAAAUCAUAAAUUACAUUUCUUAAUUUAACAGUGCCAUCCAGUGUAUGCACUGAAGUCCCUGACCCUAAGGAACCUUUAUUUAUACCCCAGAAGUCUGGUCACUGGCAAGUUUCGUUUUUAGUUCUGUGACUCUCUUGUGUUUUGGGCAUCUGGUUUGCCAAGACAUUGGUAAUGCUACAUGACUUGCUUUUUUUUUAGCUCUGAGAAAGAAAAUGUUUCAAAUUUUGAUCAUUACAAUAUGCCCAGUACCCCAAACAGUUACAAGUACAUAGCAGGUGCUCAAU
Physeter macrocephalus (sperm whale) is the source of this 1334-nucleotide messenger RNA. RefSeq names its product CDGSH iron sulfur domain 1 (gene CISD1). The transcript is spliced from 7 exons. Bases 462 to 914 code for a protein of 150 amino acids. The record is from RefSeq and is a predicted model, not a curated record. Gene Ontology annotation, molecular function: 2 iron, 2 sulfur cluster binding. Gene Ontology annotation, biological process: regulation of autophagy. NCBI's taxonomy places the organism in Eukaryota, Metazoa, Chordata, Mammalia, Artiodactyla, Physeteridae. Gene Ontology annotation, cellular component: intracellular membrane-bounded organelle; mitochondrial outer membrane.